This is a messenger RNA of Mycotypha africana, 2715 nucleotides long. RefSeq lists its product as uncharacterized. The record is from RefSeq and is a predicted model, not a curated record. The coding region runs from base 1 to 2715 and encodes 904 amino acids. Lineage: Eukaryota; Fungi; Mucoromycota; Mucoromycetes; Mucorales; Mycotyphaceae. The transcript has 3 exons.
AUGACAAACCGUGCACCAUCACCUCCCUCAACGGGAUAUUGCAUUAUAGACAUUCGUAAUAGUGGCGAUACUGGCAGUACGGAUACUGAUCUACUCCCUGCUGCGCGUCCACCCUCACCGCCUGAAUCUUUUUCCAAUUCUUCUGAAGAUGCCUUCAAUAGCUCUGAUUUGGCAGAUUCUAUUCUUGAAUCUAUAGAACAAAAGAGAUCCAUUCCUACGUACAUUCUAUAUGAUAAACGAGGAUUACAGCUCUUUGAUGAAAUCACUCAAUUAGAUGAUUGCUAUUACUUAACUGGCGCUGAGUUGGAUAUUUUGGUUCGUAAGUCUGAAGAAAUCAUAACUCGUUUGAAAGACGGAAGUGUUAUUUUUGAAUUAGGAGCUGGUGCUCUCCGUAAAACGCAGGUCUUUUUACGAGCCAUUGAACGAAAAAAAGUGCACAUUAAAUAUUACGCGUUAGAUCUGGAUCAACAAGAACUAAAUCGAUCUCUAUCCUCUCUCGGAGAAUUCCAAUACGUUGAAUUAUAUGGUCUUCUUGGUACUUACGAUCAAGGUAUUCCAUGGAUUAGUAAACACUUCACCAAUCGGAAUAUACACAAAAGUUUUCUCUGGAUGGGAAGUUCGAUCGGUAACCAAACACAUCUCGAAUCUGCACUCUUUCUGCGUAAGAUUCAGCGUAUCUGUCUGGAACCUGGCGAUUUCAUGGCUAUCGGGUUCGAUAAAAGGAACGAACCUUCAAAGAUUGAGUUGGCAUAUGAUGAUUCUUAUGGUGUGACAAGAGACUUCAUUAUGAAUGGUUUAGAUCACAUUAACACUAUUUUAAAAAGAGACAAAAAUGAUUUAUUGUUCAAGCGAAAUCAAUUUGCCUACCAUUCAAUCUACCAAGAAAAGCAAGGCCGUCACUUAUCACAUUAUCAAGCUUUGGAAGACGUGGUUUUAAAGCACAAGACAGCUCAAAAAAAAUAUAACAUUACUAUUCAUAAAGAUGAGCUAAUUCAUGUGGAACAUUCCUAUAAAUAUUCUAUGGAGGAAAUUGAAAGCAUCUUAUCAGCAGCUGAUCUCAAUAUUGUCGAUUACUGGGUUGACUCUAAGGAUCAAUAUCGUUUGGUGCUAGCCGAGAGUCGUCCUUUCAACUUUGAACGCAAUGUCGAUCAAGUACGCAGAUUCCUCUAUCCACCGAAAGAGGUAUUUGAAGAGGAACCUAUCGACUGUUAUACUUGUAAUGAAGGCCAAUACGAAUUUUCGAGCGAAGAUAAUGUAAAAGAAGAGCCGCUAGAUUUGUAUACACUGGACAAGACCUGGCCUUCGAAUGCUCUACCCACACUACAUGAGUGGCAGGAACUAUGGAAUGCUUGGGAUUUGGUGACUCAACAUAUGAUGAACCAUAAAACUAUGUUAUUUGAACGCCCCAUAGCUCUACGACAUCCUUUUAUUUUCUAUUUGGGGCAUAUUCCUGCCUUUUUAGAUAUUCAGCUCUCACGUCAUCAGGUGGAUGCAGAAAUAACAGCUGAUAUGUCUACUACUAUCCACUAUACUGAACCUCUAUGUUUUGCUGAAAUAUUUGAACGCGGUAUUGAUCCUGAUAUGGAGGACCCUACGCAAUGUCAUCCUCAUUCUGAGGUACCCACAAAUGAAAAAGACUGGCCAAGUGUGGAGCGUAUUUUGACGUAUCAAGCCCAUGUCCGUCAGCGCUUACAGAAUCUUUUGAACUUUUGGCAAGCUGAAGCGUUCAGACUUCAAUCUUCAUCGUGGGUUCAAGAAAGGAAACGGCAAGCUCGAAUUGUAUGGAUGUGUUUCGAACACGAAGCUAUGCAUUUGGAAACUCUUUUGUACAUGCUGGUACAAAGUCCUAACAUGCUGCCACCAAAAGGCGUUGCCAUUCCUAAUUGGAAACUUGUGCUUGAUAUGAUAAGGAACACCAGUGACUUACAACCGGGCGCUAUAACACCUUUAACUGAUGCACCAUUCAUCACAAUUCCUGCGGGCACGGUUACGGUGGGCCACAAUGAUAAAGAAUUGGCCGAUUUACCUUCUACUGCUUCUGUAGCUUAUACUAUUACUACCAAGAUGAACGAUGAUAAUUUGGAGUUUGGAUGGGAUAACGAAAACCCCAAACGUCAAAUGGAUGUCUCCUCUUUUGAGAUUCAAUCGAGACCGGUUACUAAUGGUGAAUACUACGUUUAUUUACAAGAGAUUGGUUCUGAUAAUAUUCCUGCUUCCUGGUCAGAAGUACACGAACAUCAAUAUGCAGUGAAAACAGUAUUCGGUCUCUGUCCGCUUGUCUAUGCUCAACAUUGGCCUGUGCAAAUUACUUACAAUGAAGCAGCUGAUUAUGCAAAAUACAAAGGUUGCCGACUCCCUACAGAGGCUGAGCUUGUCUAUUUCCGCACUAACUUUAAGACGGCCCAAGUGAAUAAGGAUAGAGGAUGGCCGAAUAUUGGUUUCAAGCACUGGAGUCCUACCGAUGUAGAUAAUGACGCUGUACAUACUAUAGGCGAUGUUUGGGAAUGGACUGAAACUAUAUGGGAAGAACAUGAAGGCUUCGAAGCUUCUCAAUUAUAUCCCGGUUAUUCUGCUGAUUUCUUUGAUGGCAAACAUCGUGUAAUUUUGGGUGGAAGCUGGGCCACUCAUCCUCGUAUAGCUGAACGAACGUCUUUCAGAAAUUGGUAUCAAAGUGGAUAUCCUUAUGUUUUCUGUGGUUUCAGAUUGUGUCGUUGA